This is a messenger RNA of Suncus etruscus (white-toothed pygmy shrew), 2300 nucleotides long. RefSeq names its product progestin and adipoQ receptor family member 3 (gene PAQR3). Bases 30 to 965 code for a protein of 311 amino acids. Gene Ontology annotation, molecular function: signaling receptor activity. The record is from RefSeq and is a predicted model, not a curated record. Gene Ontology annotation, cellular component: membrane. Lineage: Eukaryota; Metazoa; Chordata; Mammalia; Eulipotyphla; Soricidae. The transcript has 8 exons.
CUGGCGGGGAGCCGGGGUUGCAGGAAAGGAUGCACCCCAAGCUGCUCAAGAGCGCGCAUUACAUCGAGCUGGGCAGCUACCAGUACUGGCCGGUGCUGGUGCCCCGCGGCAUCCGGCUCUACACCUACGAGCAGAUCCCCGUGUCCCUCAAAGACAACCCCUACAUCACCGACGGCUACCGGGCCUACCUGCCCUCCCGGCUCUGCAUCAAGAGUUUGUUUAUUUUAUCCAAUGAAACGGUAAACAUCUGGAGCCAUUUGCUGGGCUUUUUUCUCUUCUUCACUCUGGGAAUAUAUGACAUGACAUCUGUGUUACCAUCAGCAAGUGCAUCCAGAGAAGAUUUUGUAAUUUGUUCUAUUUGUCUUUUCUGCUUCCAGGUCUGUAUGCUUUGCUCUGUCGGCUAUCAUCUUUUCUCCUGCCAUCGAUCCGAAAAAACCUGCCGGAGAUGGAUGGCACUAGAUUAUGCAGGAAUUUCUAUUGGAAUACUGGGUUGCUAUGUAUCUGGAGUAUUUUAUGCAUUUUACUGUAAUAAUUACUGGCGUCAAGUGUACUUGAUCACUGUACUGGCAAUGAUCCUGGCAGUUUUCUUCGCUCAGAUUCACCCCAAUUAUCUCACACAGCAGUGGCAGAGGCUCCGUUCUAUCAUCUUUUGUUCUGUUUCGGGAUAUGGACUGAUCCCUACUCUUCACUGGGUUUGGCUCAAUGGAGGAAUUGGUGCUCCUAUUGUACAGGACUUUGCACCUCGUGUUGCUGUGAUGUAUGUGAUGGCUCUUCUUGCUUUUUUGUUCUACAUUUCCAAAGUUCCAGAACGGUACUUUCCAGGACAACUAAACUACCUCGGAUCUAGCCACCAAAUAUGGCAUAUCCUUGCAGUAGUGAUGUUAUAUUGGUGGCAUCAGUCAACAGUGUAUGUCAUGCAAUAUAGACAUAGCAAGCCUUGUCCUGACUAUAUUUCACAUUUAUGAAUUCAGAAUCAGGAAUGAAGAUUCAGGGACAAUCUGUCACAUCUUACAUCAUCCCAGUUGGACUAAGUAUCCGAUUUGAAGAUUGUGACUGAAUGCCAUAAAGCUGUACAACUCUUCAUUUGGCAGGUACCUACUUAAAGAGAUUGUCCCUCAAGAGAAGCUACUGUUUAGAAGGAAAUGGAGCGGCACCAAAUGGGUCCAAUUCCACUGGCUGGGACUGUUGGGACUGAUGGGAAGUGAUGCUUUGCACCACAAGUUCUGUGAAGGGCACAGCACCAAAGUCAUCCAUUUUCAGUGCAUCUGUGCCAUGGAAUGACCCAUGCAAUGAAUUUGGCCUUGGCCGCCCGGGCAGGACAGGAUUGUGAUCAGCACAGAUGUCACUUAGGCUCUGAUGUGAAGGAUGCCAAGGCAGGUCUGGAGGAUGGAAGGGUUUGGCCCCAAAGGGAUCCAGCAGACUCUCCUCUGGUUGCAGGACACUGCUCCUGUCCUUCCCGUCAGUUAGUGCAACGCUAAUAUUCUCCUUGGAGUCUGAAAUGGUUAAAAACUCAUUGCUACUCUGCGAGUCUCGGCGACCCACCUUUCUGUGCCUGCGAGCCCUCUCAGGAGUGCGGUAGGUGGGCUUCACGGCUUUCUUGGUGCUGGUGGGCGUGCCAUGAUGCCGCUUCCCAUUACUUUUGGACACAUCCUGCUUGGUGCGCCUUUGGCGAGAAGAGAGUUUCUGUAAGCUGCGCUGUUUAAUUUUUUGUUGAUGAUUCCCCGUUAUUUCCUCAAAGGGCACAAGCCCAAAAAGGUCCUCCUUACUUUCACUGGUACCUGUUGAAGUAGGGAAAGGCUGAAAUGGGGUGGAGCCAAAAAUAUCAACACUUUUUGGACAGCCAGGUCGAGUGUGUGCUUCAGUUACUGCUGCAGGGCAGUCUGGGAUAAUCACUUUCUUGCUGAAGGGGGCCUUUGUGAAGACAUCAAACUCCUCUUGCUCCAGACCCACAGCGGGGAAGCGGAGCUGUUGAGAGAGGUUCUUUUCAUUCUCUCCUUGCUGAGUGUGUACUGCAAAGAAGGGGACAGCGCCAAAUACAUCACAUUCCUGUUGAGGAGUCUCUAGUCCAGCAUCAGAGGGAACCUUGCUUGGGGAGAGGAGUGCUGUAUUAGGCUCCCGAACUGGCCCACUGUAAAUAGGGCUCAUGCUACUGUACUUGGUUUUGGCCUGCUCAUAAUCAGAAUCGGAACUAUGCUUCUCCUCCUCUUCCUCCUCUUCCGAAUCCAUAAGGAGAGGCCUGUGACCCAGAUUUUCUGGUUCAGUGUCGUCAUCAUUAAAGUCUCCUUGUUCACCCUGGAGAA